Molecule: messenger RNA, 4351 nt
Organism: Octodon degus (degu)
Lineage: Eukaryota; Metazoa; Chordata; Mammalia; Rodentia; Octodontidae
Gene: Grip2
Product: glutamate receptor interacting protein 2
Exons: 20
Coding region: 80-2731 (883 amino acids)
Biological process (GO): neurotransmitter receptor transport, endosome to postsynaptic membrane
Molecular function (GO): protein binding
Source: RefSeq, a predicted model, not a curated record
CGUGGUGUCACUGUGGUAGAGCUUACCAAGAGCGAGGGCAGCACACUGGGCCUGACUGUUUCAGGUGGCACCGACAAGGAUGGGAAGCCCAGGGUCUCCAGCCUCAAGCCUGGGGGGCUCGCGGCCAGCUCCGGAGAACAACCCCAGGAUCAUCUCGAAGACAGUGGAUGUCUCCCUCUACAAGGAGGGCAACAGCUUCGGCUUUGUCCUCAGAGGAGGCACGCACGAAGACCUGCACAAGUCCCGCCCGCUCGUCCUGACACAUGUGCGGCCAGGGGGGCCAGCUGACAGGGAGGGCUCCCUGAAAGCAGGAGACCGGCUGCUCAGCGUGGACGGCAUACCACUGCAUGGGGCUAGUCAUGCCACCGCCCUGGCCACCCUGCAGCAGUGCGGCCAUGAGGCACUCUUCCGGGCAGAGUAUGAUGUGGCCGCCCCAGACUUGGUGGCUGGGGUGACCGGGCCACUGGUCGUGGAGAUUGUGAAGACGCCAGGCUGUGCCCUGGGCAUCUCACUCACUGCUGGCUGCCACCGGAACAAGCCAGUCAUCACGAUUGACCGCAUCAAGCCAGCCAGUGUGGUGGAUAGGAGCGGGGCCCUGCGUGCGGGAGACCACAUCCUAUCCAUUGAUGGCACCAGCACAGAACGCUGCUCCCUGCAAGAUGCCACCAAGUUGCUGGCGAGUGUGGCAGAGAAAGUGCGGCUUGAGGUCCUGCCCUCACCACAGAGCCGGUGGCCCCUACAGCCUGUAGAUGCAGCCCUGUCCUCCAGCCCUUUCUCCUCACCACCUGUGGACCACACCUCUCCACGCAUGCACCCCAGUACCCUGCCCCGGGGCCCACCACCUGGGAGCCCACGCACCACUCCGGGACACAGGUGGCCACGCAGGAGGGAGCACAGGAGCUCACUGUCCCUGGCGUCUAGCAUGGUGGGGCCAGGUGGGCAGAUUGUGCAUGUGGAGACCACAGAGGUGGUGCUGUGCGGGGACCCUCUCGGCGGUUUUGGCCUCCAGCUCCAGGGUGGCAUUUUUGCCACUGAGACCCUGUCAUCCCCACCCCUCGUGCGCUUCAUUGAACCUGACAGCCCAGCAGAGAGGUGUGGGCUGCUUCAGGUGGGUGACCGAGUCCUGGCCAUCAACGGUGUUGCCACGGAGGAUGGAACCAUGGAGGAGGCCAACCAGCUGCUUCGGGAUGCUGCACUGGCCCGCAGGGUGGUGUUGGAGGUGGAGUUUGAUGUGGCGGAGUCCGUUGUGCCAAGCAGUGGCACCUUCCACGUGAAGUUGCCCAAGAGGCGUGGUGUGGAGCUGGGCAUCACCAUCAGCUCGGCCAGCAGGCGGCGUGGCGAGCACCUCAUCAUCUCGGACAUCAAGAAGGGCAGCGUGGCACACAGGACCGGCACCCUGGAGCCGGGCGACAAGCUGCUGGCCAUCGACAAUGUGCGGUUGGACGACUGCCCCAUGGAGGAGGCCGUGCGCAUCCUGCGCCAGUGCGAGGACCUGGUGAGGCUGAAGGUCCGCAAGGACGAGGACAACUCCGAUGAGCAGGAGGCCACGGGCGCCGUGAGCUACACCGUUGAGCUGAAGCGCUACGGGGGCCCGCUGGGCAUCACCAUCUCAGGCACCGAGGAGCCCUUCGACCCCAUCGUCAUCUCGGGCCUCACCAAGCGCGGGCUGGCUGAGAGGACUGGUGCCAUCCAUGUGGGGGAUCGCAUCCUGGCCAUUAACAAUGUGAGCCUCAAGGGCCGGCCACUGAGUGAGGCCAUACAUCUGCUGCAGGCCGCUGGAGAGACUGUCACACUGAAGAUCAAGAAGCAACUGGAGCGCCCACUCGCGCCCCUCAAGUCGGGCAGUGUCAGCGAGGCCAGUGACAUUGAAGAGGACCCACCUGAGGCCCUGAAGGCCGGUGCGCUGGCCACCCGCUUUCUGUCUGCAGUGUGCAGUGUGGACAGCGCUGUGGAAUCCUGGGACAGCUUGGCUACUGAGGGUGGAUUUGAGGGCCCAGGUGCCUACACCCCGCAGGUGGCCAUCCAGGGAGCAGCCCCCCAGCAGCGGCGACAUAGUAGGCUGCGGGGCAGUCCCCCACCUGGGGAGCCCCGGAGGACGAGCUACACCCCGGGCCCUGGCGAGCAGUCCUUCCUUGAGGAUGUGGACAAUGACUGGGGGUCACCCGCGAGCCCUGUCCCUGUCCCCGGCUCCAGUCAAGAAAGGGGCUUCUGGCCAGCGCUGGGAGAGGCCCUGGAGGACCUGGAGUCCUGCGGUCAGUCAGAGCUGCUCAGGGAACUGGAGGCUUCCAUCAUGGCAGGCACCCUGCCCAGCACGGUCCUGGAGGGCAGACCUGGGUCCCGGGCCUGGAGGGGCACACGGGAGCCCCGUGCAUCUGCAGAGGAACUGCGUGAGCUGCUGCUCCCCACCGCCCUGGAGAUGCACAAGGUGAUGUUGCACCGAGACCGCACACGGCAUGAUUUUGGUUUCAGCGUGUCUGACGGCCUCCUGGAAAGGGGUGUCUACGUGCACACUGUGCGCCCUGGUGGGCCAGCCCAGCAUGGGGGCCUGCGGCCCUUUGACCGGGUCCUGCAGGUCAACCAUGUCCGCACACGGGACUUUGACUGCUGCCUGGCAGUGCCGCUCCUGGCUGAGGCGGGUGAUGUCUUGGAGCUAGUGAUCAGCAGAAACCCGCUAGCACCGGGCAGCCAGGCACCGAAGACACCUGGUCCCCAAAGCCCCCGGAUGCUCUAAAGCCAGGGAGAUCUUGACAUUGGGGUGCUGGGGACCUCUGUGGGACUGUCUGAAGAUAAGAGAACCCCACUGUGCAUCUGUCAAGCUGGCAGACCCCGUCUGUUCUCCGGUCCUGUGGCAGACAAGGUGUCUGGGGUGAGGUCCCUGCCUCAGCUGGAGUGACAUCUGGAGCCCUCCCACAGGCUCAGCCAGGAAGAGAGGCCCCUGGAGAAGCUGUGUAGGGAGCAGCCAGGAACCUCCAGGGAGAGAGCUCCCAGUCACAGCUGAACAAGCCAGUGCUGGACAUCAGUGCAGUUGGAGGCCAGCCGAGAUGUGGUCCACAUGGGCUCAGGGUCAGCUUCCUGAUGGAUCCACUGCAUCAGAGACCCUGCACCCAACUCGGGGCUGGGCUUCCUGCUCUGGGCCUGAAGCAGGGCACUGGAAGUCAGUGUGUGACUCUCUCAGAAUCUGGAACUUGAGAGGGAUUUUGGUCCCAGGGUGACUUGGCACCAGGCUGUGGGUGCCCCUCCUGCCUGUGUCACCCUUUGUGUGGGCAGGAGCCUCUGGGGACAAAAGAUGGGGAGGUUCUGGUGAGUCAUCUGCCCCCUGGAGGAGGACUGGGAAAUGGCGAAGACUCAGUGCUUAUUGGUGAAGGUGCUGCUUUUUCAGGCCCAGUGCAGAGUAAGCAGCUAAGAACAAGCAAAAGGAGCCCUUUUCAUUUUGAGAUGAGCAUGGGGCGGGGCUGCUAUGGAACAGCUCAGCCUUACCUGGUUCUGUGAGAGUCUCAGGAGGGCAGGGUGCCCAUACCAUCUUCACCACCCAACCCAAGAGCCCAGAACUCAUUUCCUCUGUGGGGACAGGUGGGGUCAUAGGUUCAGUCCCUGACUGAGUGACCCCCUAGUCACAUUCUAUGCUAGAUAGUUGAGGCAGAAGUCUCUGAACAGUUAUCUGCUUCCAGUCACAGCCAGGACCUCGCUCUGUACCCCCAACUUCUAACCUGAUUUCCAAGUGCACCUGAGGGUCCUUUACACCUGCAGCCAAUUGCCUAGGGCUCAGCUGGACACCCACACCAGGGGACAGGGAAUUGCAAGGGGCACUGAACAAAAAGCUAGAAGCCCCCUUGAGGGCUGCGAUGUCAGCUCGGGCAGGUGGCUCAGCUUCCUGAGGGACAAGGGGGACAUGCUCUCAGGGCUGGUGGCAGUGUGGGGACACUGCUAGGAUGCUGCCUUAGGCUCAGGGCAAGGGAGGAUGUGUCCCUCACUGGCUGCCCCGUGGUCCUCCAGACACAUGCAACUGGCCCCCAGCGGGUAGGGCUUCCGCUGAGGCCAGUGGCCUUUCCUCCUCGUAUGCAAUUCCCUGCUUCUCUGGGCCAUCCUGGUCAUUCCCCGCCCUCCCCAGCAUCCUGCCUGCUAUGCACUUGGGCACUGCCGUGGCCCAUCCCAUCCCAAAGCUGUAUUUUUCUGUGGCUGGGAUUAGAGCAGAUCCCUUGUAAAGUAUUUUUGUACUCAGUUUCUUAGGGCUCUGGGAAGCACAGCUCACCUGGCUCAGGCCAUCUGGGGGUUAUGUGCUAACCGUGGGGCAGUGCUGUUGAGUGACUUUUUAAAAUAAAAUUAUUCAGUGCACCUGGAUAGGUAACUGCUU